Messenger RNA from Saimiri boliviensis boliviensis (Bolivian squirrel monkey), 2551 nucleotides. The record is from RefSeq and is a predicted model, not a curated record. Lineage: Eukaryota; Metazoa; Chordata; Mammalia; Primates; Cebidae.
AUGCCGUCACGGCGUCACAGCGCGCAUGCCGUCACGGCGUCACGGCGCGCAUGCCGUCACGGCGUCACGGCGCGCAUGCCGUCACGGCGUCACGGCGUCACGGCGCGCAUGCCGUCACGGCGUCACGGCGCGCAUGCCGUCACGGCGUCACGGCGCGCAUGCCGUCACGGCGUCACGGCGCGCAUGCCGUCACGGCGUCACGGCGCGCAUGCCGUCACGGCGUCACGGCGCGCAUGCCGUCACGGCGCGCAUGCCGUCACGGCGUCACGGCGCGCAUGCCGUCACGGCGCGCAUGCCGUCACGGCGCGCAUGCCGUCACGGCGCGCAUGCCGUCACGGCGCGCAUGCCGUCACGGCGCGCAUGCCGUCACGGCGCGCAUGCCGUCACGGCGCGCAUGCCGUCACGGCGCGCAUGCCGUCACGGCGCGCAUGCCGUCACGGCGCGCAUGCCGUCACGGCGCGCAUGCCGUCACGGCGCGCAUGCCGUCACGGCGCGCAUGCCGUCACGGCGCGCAUGCCGUCACGGCGCGCAUGCCGUCACGGCGCGCAUGCCGUCACGGCGCGCAUGCCGUCACGGCGCGCAUGCCGUCACGGCGCGCAUGCCGUCACGGCGCGCAUGCCGUCACGGCGCGCAUGCCGUCACGGCGCGCAUGCCGUCACGGCGCGCAUGCCGUCACGGCGCGCAUGCCGUCACGGCGCGCAUGCCGUCACGGCGCGCAUGCCGUCACGGCGCGCAUGCCGUCACGGCGCGCACGCGCAGGUGCCUGGCGGUCUGUGCCGGUGGGUUCCAGUCAUUCCAGACCUCGGGGCCCCGCGAGGGCGGAGCCGCGUUCUCUUCAGCACAGACCCGCCGGCCCCGCGAAGGCGGAGCAGCGUUCUCAGCACAGGCCUUGCGGGCUCCGCCUCGCUCUGGGACAGCGCUGGGCCGCGGCCACCGCCCGGCAGUCCUUUGGCCGUCCGGUCGCUGCCUUCUGCCUGGAAGAAGUUGAGCCUGGUGCAGUGGAGUCAGUCCCUCUGGAUGCUCUGCCAGGAAGGAUCGUAUCACGAUACACAGUGCCACCUUCGCCAGGUUCCAGGAAAGCCCUUCCUGCCUCCGCAGAAACAGCAAGGAGGUCAGCGUGGCCAAGAAAGAGCAGAUGAGGCACAGAGUGGAAGAAGCCGGGAUGUCAUUCAUGAUCAUCAGGGCUUAGGCUUUGACCUGGCCUACACGUUCCAGGAGGCCUGGUGGAUGCUGAACACCUCUGUGGUGGAGAAUGUGUGCCUUGGGCAGGAGCUGGACCCAGCCUGGCAAGGGAGAAUCCUAGAGGCCUGUGCCCUGUGGGCAGAUGUGGACACCAUCCCUGCCGGAGUCCACACUUCAUUUGCAGAGCAGAAACAGAACCUGGGACCAGCGCAAGGACCCUCGAGACUCCUCUGCAGGCAGGAGGCCCGGUUAAGACCUGAGAGGUCCGUCAAGUCAAUCCUUGAAAAGGACCACACCACUUCAUUAACCCAGAUGGAGGUUCCUCUAGAUGACCACGACAGGACAGCAUGGCCAACAGGAAAGGACAGCAUGCAAUAUGGCAGGAUAUCAAACUUCCGUAAGAAGCCACAAGAAAGAAGAUUCCAAGAUGGUCAAGCUCCAAGGGAGAGAGACAGAUGCAGAAAUCGAGUGGUCUCCACAAUUCCAAACGAGGAGGAGGUGCAUGCAACCCACAGGAGGACAGGAAGAUCUCCCCCUCUGGGACUUCGGUUCGGAUACAGUGCUCCACCCAAGCCCUCUACAACCCACAGAACAGGAGAUCUUUGCUGGGCUGAAAAGCCUCAGCAAGCUGCCUGAACAGGGCAGAGCAGCAACUUUGCCAGCGCAGGAGCUAUCAGCAGAGGGUAGGGGAACUAAAAACAGAGAAACAGCCCAUGCAGCAGGAUGGGUCCACCCCCCACCCCAACAAAGCCCAGCAGACUGAAAAAAACUCAUGGCAGUUUCGCACCUAGGAAGCAACCUGGAAUGAUCCAGCUUGGUGGGUGGGGGAGGGGAGGGGCAGCCACCAUUGCAGAACCCGGCCUAACAUUCCUGAGUAAAUAAAAGACACAGCACCUUCACUGAACCCAUAGCAGCCCAGCAGUGCCUCUGCAGGCAGACAAAGGACUCCUGACCUCAGGUGACCCACCUGCCUCAAGUACACAGGGAGGUGCCAAGUACGCUCACCCAAAUUCCUCCAACGUUGUUACUUACGUGACUGUAGUACACUGUCACCAUCAGGAAACUGACCUUGGUAUAAUCCCAAGUUUAUUCACGGUUAACCAGUUUUGUAUGCAAAAUGGGACUUGAGAAUGCUAGGAUUUGUAUGCAGUAUGUAUGUGUGUGUGGUUGUAUGAAAUUUUAUCACAUUUGUAGCUUUGUAUAAUCACACCUGAGAUAGAGAACUGUUCCAUCCCUACACAGCUCCCUCAUGCUACCACUUUUAACCACACUACCCCUCGCCUCCCAUUUCUAACUCAUAGCAACCACUAAAUCUCUUCUCCAUCUCUGCAGUUUUAUUUCAAUAAUGUUACAUAAAUGCAAUCAUACA